Molecule: messenger RNA, 1629 nt
Organism: Chionomys nivalis (European snow vole)
Lineage: Eukaryota; Metazoa; Chordata; Mammalia; Rodentia; Cricetidae
Gene: Coq10b
Product: coenzyme Q10B
Exons: 5
Coding region: 47-769 (240 amino acids)
Biological process (GO): ubiquinone biosynthetic process; cellular respiration
Cellular component (GO): mitochondrion
Molecular function (GO): ubiquinone binding
Source: RefSeq, a predicted model, not a curated record
UCGGGCCCCGGUACCGGCGUCGCCUACCGGCUUCAGCCAGACGAUCAUGGCAGCUCGGUCCGGUCAGAGGGCGCUGGCCAGGGUGGCGUCGGGGUGCCGUCCGAAGUCGACCACCGUGGCGGAAGCCCCGGCGCGGGGACCUGCGCGCAACGUCAGACACUUAGCUUCCUGUGGUAUACUGAUGAACAGAGCGCUUCCACCGCAUGCCUCAGUUGUGCCUAAAGAGAUCUACGCAAGAACUUUCUUCAAGAUCACUGCGCCACUAGUAAAUAAACGGAAAGAGUAUUCAGAGAGAAGGAUUAUCGGAUACUCAAUGCAGGAAAUGUAUGAUGUGGUAGCAGGAAUGGAGGAUUAUAAGCAUUUCGUUCCUUGGUGUAAAAAAUCAGACAUACUAUCUAGGAGAGCUGGCUAUUGUAAAACUCGAUUAGAAAUUGGGUUUCCACCUGUUCUGGAGCGAUACACAUCAAUCGUAACCUUGGUCAAACCACACUUAGUAAAGGCAUCUUGUACCGAUGGGAAACUUUUCAAUCAUUUGGAGACGAUUUGGCGUUUUAGCCCAGGUCUUCCUGGCUAUCCGAGAACUUGUACCUUGGAUUUUUCAAUUUCUUUUGAAUUCCGCUCACUUCUGCAUUCCCAGCUCGCUACCUUGUUCUUCGAUGAAGUGGUAAAACAAAUGGUAGCUGCCUUUGAAAGAAGAGCGUGUAAAUUGUACGGUCCAGAAACAAGUAUACCUCGGGAGCUAAUGCUUCAUGAAAUCCACCAUACCUAAAAUGAAAUAAGAACCGGCACCACCUCCUUUUGACCCGUUUGUUCGCUUUAGGAAGUCCCUUUAUCGUCUGUUCAAAGUCAGAAAGCAUUUGUUAAGCCUGCCUGGACUUUAAGCCUGCUCCACUGAAAAUUUGUACAUUGAGUACAGACCCACCUGUACGUAGAAUUAUUUCUUCAAUCAAGUGCAACUCAAAGUAAUGUGUACAUUUGCAGGUUCUGCCUUUGUGAUAAUAAUGGUGUCAUCACUGUUGCUAGGAUACCGCAUCCCUCACUUGAGGGCAGAGUGAAACUGGCCCCUUCCAUGAAAGGUUAGCUGAGAUAGAAUGUGUUACAUUAACCGUAUCAUGUUUAAGUUAUUAGGUUCAGAGGAUUUGUAACUUAUUGUUUUUGGGCCUGCCAUACGGCUUAGGAUAUUUGAGUAAUCAUAUAUUUAAUGUUAAAACUUUGAUUUAAAGUACCGCUAAUGAAGUCUUAGCACUUUGGGUAAUUUAAGCUGUUCUUAUGAAUAGCAGUAGAUAACUCAGUGCUGUUGGGAAGCUGCUUUCCAGAGACACUUUUGCUUUUUGUUUUGUUUUUAUGUUUUUGGUGAGUGGUCCAGAGUGCCAAGCUAAUUUUCCAGACAUUCAAAACCUCCCCUUGGGUGCUUGCCUGCACUUUCAAAAUGCUGACUGCGUGUCAGAAUCUGGUUUGCCAUGGCAGGCAGCAGACGCCAGUCAGCCGAUACCCCCAGCACUGCACGUCCCCAUUUUCUAUUUAUUGUGCAUAUUCACUUGCAGUAGUAUUCUAAACUGAUAUUUUUUUAAACAAUCAAUGUAAGUACUGAAGCCAUGACUUAAUAAAGUUAAUUUGUUUAUUUUUGUA